This is a messenger RNA of Scomber japonicus (chub mackerel), 1340 nucleotides long. RefSeq names its product BUD23 rRNA methyltransferase and ribosome maturation factor (gene bud23). Gene Ontology annotation, biological process: rRNA (guanine-N7)-methylation. Gene Ontology annotation, molecular function: rRNA (guanine) methyltransferase activity. The transcript has 12 exons. Gene Ontology annotation, cellular component: nucleolus. Bases 110 to 958 code for a protein of 282 amino acids. The record is from RefSeq and is a predicted model, not a curated record. Lineage: Eukaryota; Metazoa; Chordata; Actinopteri; Scombriformes; Scombridae.
GAAGAAGCUGUGUUUCACAUGUGGUUUACUACCAUAACAUUUAAGCUUUUUACUGGACUGAUUUCAUCUUUAAAUCUACAGAAACCAGCACACAAACACAAGGGAAAGCAUGGCAUCCAGCUGCAGACGGCCGGAGCACUCGGCUCCUCCAGAUGUGUUCUACAAUGAAGAGGAGGCCAAGAAAUACUCCCAGAACACUCGUAUGAUUGAGAUUCAGACUCAGAUGUCGGAGAGAGCCGUAGAGCUUUUGAGCCUGCCAGAGGGACAGCCGUGCUACCUGCUGGAUGUGGGGUGUGGUUCAGGGCUCAGUGGAGACUAUCUGUCAGAGGAAGGACACUACUGGGUCGGAGUCGACAUCAGCACUGCGAUGCUGGAUGUUGCACUGGACAGAGAAGUAGAGGGAGACCUUUUAGUGGGUGACAUGGGGCAGGGGAUGCCUUUCCGACCGGGCACCUUUGACGGUUGCAUCAGUAUCUCUGCCCUGCAGUGGCUCUGCAAUGCUGACAAGAGGUCACACAGUCCUCCCAAGAGACUCUACACCUUCUUUACUACCCUUUACUCUUCUCUGUCAAGAGGCGCACGUGCCGUUUUUCAGCUUUAUCCAGAGAACUCAGAACAGCUUGAGCUGAUCACGUCGCAGGCCAUGAGGGCGGGCUUCAGUGGAGGGAUGGUGGUGGAUUACCCCAACAGCAGCAAGGCUAAAAAGUUCUUCCUGUGUUUGUUUGCUGGAAUAUCCGGAGUCCUUCCCAAAGGUUUGGGAUCAGAAACAUCAGACAGAGGUGUUUCAAACCAGGUUCAGUACUCAGGACAAAGAUGCCGUUUCAAAAACAUGAAGGGGAAAUCGUUGAAGAAAGGACGAGAUUGGAUCCUGGAGAAAAAGGAGAGGAGGAGGAGACAGGGGAGGGAGGUUCGAGCCGACACAAAAUACACCGGACGUCAGAGAAGACCUCAUUUCUAGCUCUGACUCAUGCAGCUGUGCCUUGAUUAGCUCUUGUCUGUACUCACCACCCCCCCCACCCCCCCUACACGCACACAAUCACCUCUGGAGCUGCACAGUGUUUGGACUCAAUUAAUGUUUCAGCUCUUUAAUUCAAGUGGAUGAGACGCAAGAGCAAAAUACUAUUAUGGCCAAUCGUUUUUAUAUCUGGUCGAGUGUUUGGCAAUUUCUCUGACAUAUGGCGGUGAGGAUGGAAGGAACCAAAUGCAUGGACAGACAUCUGUACUGCGCACUGCUGUGAAAGGACACAGUGGAGACAGACUUGGCAACAAUGGUGUCACAGAACCAGCUGUUUAUUGUAUUACCUGCAAUAUUUUAACAAUCGAAAUUAAACAAAAAUAGA